Messenger RNA from Eruca vesicaria subsp. sativa (arugula), 1120 nucleotides. The record is from the annotation of a GenBank genome assembly. NCBI's taxonomy places the organism in Eukaryota, Viridiplantae, Streptophyta, Magnoliopsida, Brassicales, Brassicaceae.
AUUCAAUGUUCUACUUAUUUUUGCUAGGCAAUAAACUGAUUUUAAAAAGACUGAAAAGGUCCACAUCAUUGUGUGCCGCUUUGGACUUGGUCUCCAUUAAUAAAUACACACCAAACAGUGUAUUCACUUCACAGAAUCACAAAUCGUUUUAUGAAACAAAUCUUGCUUAUAAGUUUCAACUAGAAGAAAGUUGUAAUAACAUAUAGCAUCAUCAACAAAUGGAGUUUUUCCACAACGCUAAAGCCGUUAGGAUGCGUAACGUCCACGAAAAAUAUCUUAUGGCGGACGAGGACGAGGAGACGGUGACUCAAGAAAGGAAUGGUUCCGACAAGAGAGCUCGUUGGACCGUCGAACCAGUUCGUGGUUCCUUUGAAGUGAUCCGUUUGAGGAGUUGCUACGGUAGCUACCUCACCGCUUCUAGAGAGCGGUUCUUGCUCGGUGCCACGGGGCGUAAAGUGGUCUUGUCUAAACCAAGUGGACUUGACUCAUCCGUUGAGUGGGGGCCGGUGAGAGAAGGAUCAAAAGUAAAGCUCAAGACUAGGCACGAUCACUUCCUCCGAGCCAAUGGUGGACUUCCUCCGUGGCGUAACUCAGUCACUCAUGACUCUCGUCGUAGUUCCGACUCGUUCUUGUGGGAUGUUGAUGUCGUUGAGAUCUUGGUCGAAACGACGUCUCCUGCUCCAGCUCCUCCGAUGUCUAAGACCACUUCAGAAAAAUCGGAGGAUGGAACCGUUGGCGCAGGCGCUAAGAGAAGAGACUACUAGACUAGCAUGGGUCAUGGAUGAUGCUGAUGUGUGUACACGCAAUCCUUUAAAUGGCAAGCUGUUUCCUCUUCGUUUGCAGCUUCUGCAUGUCGUUUUAGUAGCUUCAAUUAGUUCUUAGAUGGCAUGCUGUGUGUGUCUUGCAAUAGUGGUCGACGUAUUAGCUCAAGAUUGAGAUAUGGUGUUGACCAGAAGGUAUGAUUGGCCCUCGGUUCCAUUAUAUAAGAGUGUAAAGUGUGAACUAUGUAAUAUAUAAAUAGAUUAUUAUUGUGGAUGCUAAUCUUUCUUUUGUUGGACAUAAUUUAUUUUGUAAACGUAUCAUUUAAGUUUUAUAUGUGAACAAUUGCCAUAAAAAAAAU